Molecule: messenger RNA, 2175 nt
Organism: Zea mays
Lineage: Eukaryota; Viridiplantae; Streptophyta; Magnoliopsida; Poales; Poaceae
Product: probable carboxylesterase 16
Exons: 2
Coding region: 474-1688 (404 amino acids)
Molecular function (GO): hydrolase activity
Source: RefSeq, a predicted model, not a curated record
ACAUUUGAACUGAGAAUCGAUGUUGGCAGGGGACACGGCCGACGACUGCACCAGCACCGCCUGCCUUGCUCGUUCUCCUUUUCCUUCCUAGUUCCUUUUCUUCGUCCUCACCAACCACCACCACCACACCCCCCUGUUGUUUCCUCUUGAUUGUUCGGUUUGUUUUACAAGUUCCUUGCUUGCGUCGCCAGCAAGCAAUCCUCUUUCCUCCCCCUUCCAUACCCGAGGGGGAGUACCGCUACCGCGCCACGCUGCCGCCACCGUCAUCCGGGCGGCCACCCCGCCAAACGCCAUUUCGCUCCGCCCGCUUCGCAUCUCCCUCGCCCCCCACCCCAACCACUCCCCUCGUUCCGCCCGCGUCACCCGACUCAAUCCGAUUCUAUCCGCCCGCACCGCAACCCGCCGGCGCCGCCCGAGAUCCCGCCCCCAGGGUUCCGUCCCGUGUGAUGCGCGGAUCUGGCUGAGGGCGAGCCAUGCCGAGCGUCGGCGUGAAGAUCUACAGCGUCUUCUUCAAGCUCUUGCUCCGCCACCGCCUCCAGUCGCUGGCCUCCGCGGGGGGCCUCGACAACGCGGCCUUCGGGGUCUCCUGCCGCCCCGACGAGGCCACCGCGCCGCCCAACCCGGCCUUCUCCGCCGCCGCCGACGGCGUCGCCUCCAAGGACCUCCACAUCGACCCCAACUCCUCGCUCUCCGUCCGCAUCUUCCUCCCGACGCCCCCGCCCCCGCACGCGCACCCGCGCCGCGCCAGCGACCCCACCCCGACCGCCCCCGCCGCUGGCGCGCCGUACCGAGGCUACCUCCCGCACGCCGUAGCCUCGCCGCGCGCCGCCGCGUCGGCGCGCCGGAGGCUGCCCAUCGUCGUGCAGUUCCACGGCGGCGGCUUCGUCACCGGGAGCAACACCGCCGCGGCCAACGACGCCUUCUGCAGGAGGGUCGCCAAGCUCUGUGAUGCCAUUGUCGUCGCCGUGGGAUACAGGCUUGCGCCAGAGAGCAGAUACCCGGCCGCGUUUGAGGACGGGGUCAAGGUGCUCAAGUGGAUUACCAAACAGGCAAAUCUCGCCAUGAUGACCAAGGUCAGGGGUGGUGUGGACACCUUCGGUGCGUCCACUGUUGAGCCGUGGAUUGCUGCACAUGGUGAUCCAGCUAGAUGUGUUCUACUUGGUGCAAGCUGUGGUGCAAAUAUUGCUGAUUAUGUCACUCGGAAGGUGGUCGAAGAUGGGAAACCAUUUGACCCAGUUAAGGUUGUUGCACAAGUCCUGAUGUAUCCCUUUUUCAUAGGGAGUGUUCCAACACACUCGGAAAUAAGGCUUGCGAACUCAUACUUCUAUGACAAGUCCACAUGUUUACUUGCUUGGAGAUUAUUUUUGUCAGAUAAAGAGUUCAACCUAGACCACCCUGCUGCCAACCCUCUGGCGCCUGGCAGAGGAGGCCCUCCACUGAAGUGCAUGCCGCCGACCUUAACGGUUAUUGCCGAGCAUGACUGGAUGAGGGAUCGAGCAAUUGCUUACUCUGAGGAACUCCGCAAGGUUAAUGUUGACUCGCCGGUUCUUGACUACAAGGAUACAGUUCACGAGUUUGCAACCCUGGACGUAUUCCUAAAAACACCACAGGCGCAGGCCUGUGCCGAGGACAUUGCCAUAUGGAUGAAGAAAUAUAUAUCCCUCAGAGGGCAUGAGUUCUCAUAUUAGUUGUAGCAAAAACCAUGCAUUGUGAAAUAGGCCCUUUGCAGGGAAGCGUCAAUGUGUUCUUUUCAACUGGUGGAAAGAGGGAUGUUGGAUUGCAGUCGGGUAAACCAGCUAGCUUAAUGCUGAGUACUGAGUCCUUUAGGCCCUGUUCGGUUUCACCGGAAUAGACCAGGAUUUAUUCCAGCUCAUCAAAAUCUAUAUAAAUUAGAGAAGUAAUCCGGCUAGGAAUCAAUCCGAGGCUCAAAUCCAUAACAACCGAACAGAGCCUUAGUGAUUUUUGUGGAAGAAUGUAGUGUGCAAAGUUGUAGACUGUAAUCAAAAGAUACUCUUCCCCUUGUAGAGCUUAAUUCUUUCAUUCCUUUUGUACCCUUUGUGUAUUUUGGAAUUACUGGUGCUGGGGGUUACCAUUUUUUGAGAAGAAAUAGCAAUCUCAGUGGCCAUACUUGUGGAGCACUGAGCUCCACACAACGACAUGUAACCUGAUCGUUCA